GCAAAACGAGGCCGAGUGACUGCGCUGUAUAACUGGGAGGAAGAGACGAGAUCCAAGUCACCUCCCCCUAUACAGACAGGAGCGGCAGAAAAUUGAGCCGUUCUGCUUUCCCUUUCCACCGGCACACCGGGGAAUCGAGCACAUACGGUGCUGAUGCUGCGAUAGCGUUGAGAUUGUACUGUACAGCCGCCUCCUGGCGUGCAAUACGUUUCCUUUGGCUACACCAAUUCUCAACGAAAGGACCACCAUUGUAAACAUCUGGCACGGUGAUUUUUUUUUUUAAACAAAAUUUGAAUUUUAGAUGCCGCUGGUCGCAUCCUUUUACACGUUUUUUUCUUGUAUUCUGGGUGCAGAGUCCUUAGCAUCUCUCCGUGGCUAGGGAGUGGCUGCUGUUCACAGAGGCUCUCGCUUCCACAGACUCCCCUCUAGGACCACGACAGGGGCUGUCACCGCGGCUCUAUCUGGGUUUUGGUUGCCGGAAUCUGGAAGCCAGGAGGUAAGGAUGGGAGGAAGCUCUCGGCUCUCUGAGGCCUGACACGCUGACCGAAGCCUCCUACAGCAGGGGUUUUUCCUGAACUCACAUACCCAAGAAAGAUGAGCAUGUUGAAGCCGAGUGGGCUGAAGAUCCCCGGUCGGGGGCCUAAGCAUGCCAGCCCAGUAGGCCGGUCCUCCGCAGGGUCCACUUCCAGUGCCUCGGCCCAGAAGGAAGGCUCCUCUCUUCACAAGCAGCCCUCCCUGAACACCGCUGCUGCCGCAGACAAGCCCGGCUCCAGGCUCGAGGUGGGGGACGAGGUGGCGGGAGACUUCGUGGUGGGCGAGCGGGUCUGGGUGAAUGGGGCGAAGCCGGGCUGUGUCCACUACCUUGGGGAGACCCAGUUCGCGCCAGGCCAGUGGGCCGGUGUGGUUCUGGACGACCCUGUGGGUAAGAACGAUGGCUCGGUUGGAGGGGUGCGGUACUUCGAGUGCCAGCCUCUGCAAGGCAUCUUUACCAGGCCCUCCAAGCUGACCCGGCAGCCCAUGGGAGACGGGAGUGACUCCCACUCCACGGAGUCGCUCACCACCCAGAAUCUCACCCUCCACGGGGGCUCAGGGGCCAGCCCUGUGCCCCCUGCCCAGCGAGUGAUCCUGCCGCUCAGGGAGAGCGUUCUCAACAGCUCCAUGAAGACGGGCAACGAGUCUGGCUCUAACCUCUCCGACAGCGGCUCCGUCAAGAAGGGGGACAAAGACUUGAGAGUGGGAGACAGAGUGCUGGUGAGUGGCAGAGUGCUGGUGGGUGGCACGAAGACGGGCGUGGUGCGCUAUGUGGGCGAGACUGACUUCGCGAAGGGAGAGUGGUGUGGGGUGGAGCUGGAUGAACCCCUGGGAAAGAAUGAUGGAGCCGUAGCUGGAACCAGGUAUUUCCAGUGCCCCCCCAGGUUCGGUCUCUUCGCUCCCAUCCACAAGGUGAUCCGGAUCGGCUUCCCCUCCACAAGCCCGGCCAAGGCCAAGAAGAGCAAACGCAUGGCAAUGGGGGUUUCCUCGCUGGCCCACAGCCCCAGCAGCUCCUCCAUGAGCUCAGUGAGCUCCGUCGCCUCCUCUGUGGGGGGCCGGCCCAGCCGCAGUGGCCUGUUGACAGAGACCUCGUCCCGCUAUGCGCGCAAAAUCUCCGGCACCACCGCCCUGCAGGAGGCGCUCAAGGAAAAGCAGCAGCACAUCGAGCAGCUCCUCGCAGAGAGAGACCUGGAGAGGGCCGAGGUCGCCAAGGCAACCAGCCAUAUCUGCGAGGUGGAGAAGGAAAUGAGUGCGCUCAAAGCACAGCACGAGCAGUACGCUUCAGAAACUGAGUCUAACCUGCAGCAAGUGCGCACCCUGCUGGCCAGCACUCAGAAAGCCAGGGCAGAGCUGGCCAAUCAGCUGGAGGAAGAGAAAAGGAAGGUUGAAGACCUCCAGUUCAGAGUGGAAGAAGAGUCCAUCACUAAGGGAGACCUUGAGACUCAGACGAAGUUGGAGCAUGUCCGUAUUCGGCAGCUCGAGCAGAGUCUACUGUUUGAAAAGUCAAAAAGGGAAACACUGCAGAAAGAGUUAGAGGAGCACAGGCAAACAACAGUGGAGGAGAAAAGUAGGAUCAUGCAGCUGGAAGAAGAGCUGGCUCUGAGGAAGGCUGAGAUCGAAGAGCUGCAGCAGAGACUGAGGAGCCCCAACCCGGACGAGGCAGCGAACCCCAGCCCGGGGCUCCACACCGAAGCCUUCCUUCUGAGGGAACAACUCCUGACAGCCGGCCGCGAGCGGCACAAAGAGAACAGCGAGCUCCGGGAGAAAUAUGAAGCAGCCUUGAGCAGUCAGCAACGGGAUGUCAACAGACUGAAGACAAUGACGGAGAAACAAGCCCAAGAGAUCCUAGACCUGAAACACAAGCUGCAGCAAGCCAACAAGGAGAACAUGGGAAUGAUGGACAGCUGGAAAUCCAAACUGGACAGCCUGGUGACAGACCACCACAAGUCUGUAGAAGAGCUCAAGCUCGCUCUGACCUCAGACGGCACAGGCAUCCAACCCAAGGAGGUCGUGGAGCUCAAGGCAUCUUUAGAGAGCCUCAAGAUGGCACACCAACUGGAGCUGGAGAACCUCAAGGCCAAGCAUGAGAUCGAGAUGGCCGUCCAUAUCAAGGAGAAGGAAGACCACAGGACUAGGCUGCAGGAGACCAGAGACGAGCUGGAGGAGAGCAAUGAGAACUGGAAAAGGCAACUGGAAGCAAAGAGCAGCCAACAUCUCCUGGAGCUCAAGAAAACCACAGAGAAGCUCCAGAGAGCUGAGCUCAGACUGUGUGAACUGGAGAAGGUCCAAGUGGAGAAUAAAGACCAGGCAAAGUCCAUCGGCUUCCUGACAGAGCAGAUCUCUCUGGCGGAAAAGAAGAUGAUGGACUAUGAGGCUUUGCAGAAGGCUGAGGAGCAGAGCAAGCAGGAGAUCAGCACUCUGCAGGAGAGGCUACGCGUGGCUGAGAACAGACUCCAGGCCAUGGCGGCCAAUCACACUCCUCAAGAUGCAAACAUGAUAGAAAACAACGACAUCUCAGAAGAGAAGAUGAAGAUGAAACAAAAUAUGGAAGAUGUCCUGGAGAAACUCACAAAAAAGGAAAAAGAGGUUUCCUCAAUGUCUUCCCAGAUUGACGCUCUCAAGUCUCAAGUAACCGCCCUGGAGAGUAAGUGCAGGUCUGAAGAGAAGAAGGCCGACGCGCUGGUGAAGGAGAAGCAGCACAUCGAGGCCGAGCUGGAGGCCAGGACCAGGAAAUCCCAUGAUGCAUCGGGGCAGCUGGUCCUCAUCAGCCAGGAGCUGCUCAGAAAAGAGAGGAGUCUGAACGAGCUGCGUGUUCUUCUGCUGGAGUCCCCCCGCCACUCCUCCGGGCUGAACCGGGACCUGGGCCGUGAGGUGCACAGGGCAGACUGGAGACAGAAGGAACAGAUACUGCAGGAAGACAUCAAGGUGCUGCGGGAGAAACUCAUUCUGCUGGGAAGGGAGAAGUCUGUCCCUGACCAGCGGCGCUACUCCAUGCUGGACCCGGCUGCCUCGGAGACGGAGGUCCUGCGGCUGCAGCAGAGGCUCCUGAGCACUGAGGAGGCCCUGCGGAGCGCCCUGGAGCACAACCAGCAGGUGGACAAGCUAGUGGAGGCCAUGCGCACCCGUCCGGAGAAGACACAGACACCUGGGAGCCCUAGUUCUGCCAAUGGGAUUCACCAACAAGACAAGCAGGAGGAAAUGCAUUGAUGAAGAGACGAGAGAGAGAAUGAAGACAGGGGAGGAGGAGAGUCUGCAGUUACGAAUCAUGAUCCCGCAGAGAUUCUGGGGUGGAAAGAGAGAGAGAAAAACUGCUUUCUAUUAACAACACUUUGUGAAGACUUUGCAAAAACAGCACUCUUUAGACUAAACAAGCCUAUAUAAACCUGGAACCGUUUUAUCAAAAAAUCACGGCUCUCGCCGUUCAGUUUGAAAUUUGAUUAAACGUAUCUGCAAGUACCUGGGACUGUAGCUAGCAAACAACUCGCAGCAUUACAGACUUGCUUUCUUCAUUACAAAGCUGCUUCAGACAAUUAAAGAGACCGCUGACUAUUCCUGCCUGCUUUGUAAAACAGAUACAUGUCCAUGGUAAGGCAUUCAAAAGAUACCAAACCAUAACCUACUGAACCACCCAUAUAAACACCAAGCAAACCAGCAAUUUCAAGGGAAAUUGCCUCCAUUCCCCAAUGCAGACAGUAAUCUGCAGAGCGUGUGAAGGCCUGUUGUUAUUGAAUAAGACUUCACCUUUCUAGGAUGGGACCGGAUUAGAAAACGAUUUCGUCAGCAUUUGAACUGGGGCUUCACGUUACUCUGUUGAAUGUAUUGCACUGCCGUCCUGACAGGGAUUGAGUACGCUUCUUGUGUUUAAGUGGUUUUAAUGACACCCUGCUAAAUUAAUACACGUUAUUCACAUGUAGAACAACAUGGUCACACCUGUACCUUUUCAAAUUCUAGUAAAGGUGUUGCAAAUUUACAUUGAAAUGUAAUACUCUGACGUGAUCCCAUAUAAAACCUAUAUAAUAUCCAGGGAAGAAGCUAAAGGCUACGCUACAGAAUAUCAAAGUCUCCUAAACUAAUUCCACUUUAAAUGUUUGUUUGUUGUUUUUUUAUUUAAUUUUGGUCUCCUUUUAAGGAUUCAACAGACCAAGUAUGUUAUAGAAUACUUCCAAUCUGAUUGUUUGUCUCCCUUUGCUGUCUUGGGGCUAAGAAUGAAUAUGUUUCACCAGACUUACCUGGCACAUUGGACUUACCUGGAUAUUAUUUUUUAACCUUGAAUUUCAUAUGCAACCAUAUUAACUGCAAUGGGAAGGAUCUAGUGACAGGGCGUGAUACUAUCCUACUAUCACACAUCAACUACUGUAAUGAGAGUAAUUCACUGUUACCCCUCUGUGGUUUGUUUUCCUGUACUGUAAUGCUGUUUUCAAUUAGGUUUUUAACAGUAGCAAAAAGCUGCUUUAUUAAAUCCUGUACCUCAUAUAGGGAUGGGCCACCCUUUGCCCUGUCCACAGCCUUGACAAUCCUUACUAUUUUACACAUUGGUUCAGAGCCGUAGGCAGAGGAUCGUGAUGAUGAAUGCGUCAUUCAAGUUCAUCCCAGACAUGCUCAAUUUGAUUGAGAUCCGGAGACUGUGGUGGGCAUGGAAGAUGCCUGCAGUCCCUCUCAUGCUCCUAGAUUCAUCUUCACAUAUUCGCAUUAUCAUAGGUGUGUUUUGUUAGUAGCCAUCAGUACAAUAUUGGAUGGACUUGAUCUGCAACAAUGUUGAAGUAAACUACAGCAUUCCUGAGUAAUCAAUUGGCCCAGAGUACAGUGUACCAGGCCAGGUAGAGUAUAUACACUGUAUUCCUGUUCCCCGCCUCAUGGAUUUGGCCGAGGCAUCUUGGUUUCUGGUAUUUCUGGCAGAUCAAAUUGAAUAAGCAUUCACAAUGAAUUAUUGAAAACGGUAUUGAAGCAGCAGGCAUUUGAAAGAUCCCCUGGGGGUGGUUUGUAAAAGUGGUUUUUUUUUUUUUGUCAAUGAAUGUGGAUCACAAUCUGUAACCUUUGGGGUAUUGAACCUGUGAAGACUUGCUUGUUUUGGUUACUAAUUCAGUUAAGAGGAAUGCAAAAUGCCUUGUUGUUACCGGCAGCACGCUGUUCCCGUGUGACCCCCAGUAACGUCUCACCGUUCUUUAUUGGACAGUGAAGUUCAUUUCAUUUUUAAAUACCAAGACAUUUUUCUUCCCUCUUGUUAGCAUUCCCGGUGCUGUCACUGCUCCCUUUCUGUUGUGCGGCACAUCUUUUUUUUCCAGGAUAUGUUGAUGUUUCAAAUAUAACUUUAGUACAGAAGUUUAAAUUUCUGCCUUCCUGGGACUGCAUCAUUGCCACCUCAUGUGGACUGUAGGUCACGUGGUCUGAGAGCAGCGACUCUGACCUAAACCCCAGGAAAUGAUAGGAAACUAACAGCUUGCAACAUAAUCUUGUGUAAAAGAAGUUAAAUAUUGUGUAAAAGAAGUUAAAUAUUUCUUUACUUAUUAUGAAUCACCUAUGAAAAACCAAUCAUUAAGGAUUUGUCAAACCUCCAUCGAUCUCGUAUCUAUAGUAGACAAUUGUAUAGUUAAAAAAAACGAGCUUUUUAUAUUGAAAAAUACUUCCCGAGUACAACCUUCCCUUUUAAACCAAGACAUCAAAGCAGUGAUAAUGUCACCAGUGGAACAAAAUUGGAUUUAAAAGCCUUCAUUACACUGCUUUAAGACAAUGGGUUUGAAGUUAUCAUUUUUAAAAACAGGAAAAAAUAUGGUAGUGAUUCUUUGGCCCAAUGUAUUCUGCAGAUUAGUAUUGCCUUACCUUAAUAACCCAGCUGAUACACUGCUAACUUUUGGUCGCCUUAUACAGUAUAUGGAUGCAAUAUUUUUUUUAAUGAUUUUCUCUCCCAGUUUUCAGAAUAUUGUUUGUUGUUUGUUGAUUUUGUCUUCCUGUAUACAAUGCUGUAAAAAUAAUCCUAAUAACUAAUGCAGAUGUGUGUCCUGCAUCCCGGCUGGCGAUUGGAUCACUGAGGUGUGGUGACUGGCACUAAACUAAUGAAAUGGUCUGAAUUGUCAGUGAGGUUCUUGACUCUUCUGUUUCUUCAUUUUCAUUGUUAUGGUAUGGUAGACUUUAAUAGCACUGGCUGCAAUGUUUCAUUUUUUUUUUAUUGUGAAAAUGAUAAAAGGGGACAAUGGCACUAGCUACAGUAACAUGAAAAGUUAUAUAUAUAUAUAUAUAUAUAUAUAUAUAUAUAUAUAUAUAUAUAUAUAUAUAUAUAUAUAUAUUAGAUAGAUAGUAUGGUUAACACUUACAAAAAAUCAAUUACAGUACAAUGAAAAGUAUUAUACAUUUAAAGGUACUGUGCAUUUAUUAUUGAAAAUAUGGUUGUAAGUGAUUCAACAUGUUAUAGAAUAUUUCCAAACUAAUUGUUUGUCCCCCUUUGCUGUCUUGGUUGUAAGUGAGCUUUUUAAAAGUAUAGGCGCCUACAUUGCAAAAUAAAGUUGCAAAGACAACAGUAAAUUAUGUACUGUUUAACAGGAACUGAAGGGGGAGUUCAAAAUAUGAGUUGGUUUCAGCUUAUUAUAUGAUUCAAACUAUAAAUAAAUUAUAAAUAUCA
Polyodon spathula (Mississippi paddlefish) is the source of this 7144-nucleotide messenger RNA. RefSeq names its product CAP-GLY domain containing linker protein 2 (gene clip2). The record is from RefSeq and is a predicted model, not a curated record. Gene Ontology annotation, biological process: cytoplasmic microtubule organization. Lineage: Eukaryota; Metazoa; Chordata; Actinopteri; Acipenseriformes; Polyodontidae. Gene Ontology annotation, cellular component: cytoplasm; nucleus; microtubule plus-end. The transcript has 17 exons. Gene Ontology annotation, molecular function: microtubule plus-end binding. Bases 595 to 3738 code for a protein of 1047 amino acids.